Delphinapterus leucas (beluga whale) is the source of this 6010-nucleotide messenger RNA. RefSeq names its product ATPase phospholipid transporting 9B (gene ATP9B). Gene Ontology annotation, biological process: retrograde vesicle-mediated transport, Golgi to endoplasmic reticulum; phospholipid translocation; endocytosis. The record is from RefSeq and is a predicted model, not a curated record. Gene Ontology annotation, cellular component: endosome; plasma membrane; trans-Golgi network. Gene Ontology annotation, molecular function: ATPase-coupled intramembrane lipid carrier activity; magnesium ion binding; ATP binding. NCBI's taxonomy places the organism in Eukaryota, Metazoa, Chordata, Mammalia, Artiodactyla, Monodontidae.
GCGGCCAGAACAUGGCGGAACAGAUCCCUCUGUACCCGGUGCGCAGCGCGGCGGCCGCGGCCAGCUGCAAACGUGCGGCCUACUUCAGCGCGGCGGGGCCCGGGCCGGGGGCCGAGCGGUCCAGCAGGUACCAGCUGGAAGAUGAGUCUGCCCAUUUGGAUGAAAUGCCAUUAAUGAUGUCUGAAGAAGGCUUUGAGAAUGAUGAAAGUGAUUACCACAAAUUACCACGAGCUAGGAUCGUGCGAAGAAAGAGAGGCCUAGAGUGGUUUGUCUGUGGAGGAUGGAAGUUCCUCUGUACCAGUUGCUGUGAUUGGCUGAUAAAUAUUUGUCAAAGAAAGAAAGAAUUGAAAGCUCGUACAGUGUGGCUUGGAUAUCCGGAAAAGUGUGAAGAAAAACAUCCCAGAAAUUCUAUAAAAAAUCAGAAAUACAAUGUAUUUACCUUUAUACCUGGGGUUUUAUAUGAACAAUUCAAGUUUUUCUUGAAUCUCUAUUUUCUGGUAGUAUCCUGCUCACAGUUUGUGCCAGCAUUGAAAAUAGGCUAUCUCUACACCUACUGGGCUCCUCUGGGGUUUGUCUUGGCUGUUACUAUCAUGAGGGAAGCAAUUGAUGAAUUUCGGCGUUUUCAGCGAGACAAGGAAGUGAAUUCACAACUAUACAGCAAGCUUACAGUAAGAGGUAAAGUGCAAGUUAAGAGUUCAGACAUACAAGUUGGAGACCUCAUCAUAGUGGAAAAGGAUCAAAGAAUUCCAUCGGACAUGGUAUUUCUUAGGACCUCAGAGAAAGCAGGUUCAUGUUUUAUUCGAACUGAUCAACUCGAUGGUGAAACUGACUGGAAGCUGAAAGUGGCGGUAAGCUGCACGCAGAGGCUGCCGGCUCUGGGGGACCUUUUUUCUAUCAAUGCUUAUGUUUAUGCUCAGAAGCCACAACUGGAUAUUCAUAGUUUUGAAGGCACAUUUACCAGGGAAGAUAGUGAUCCACCCAUUCAUGAAAGUCUCAGCAUAGAAAAUACCUUGUGGGCAAGCACUGUUGUUGCAUCAGGUACUAUAAUAGGUGUUGUCAUUUAUACUGGAAAAGAGACUCGAAGUGUAAUGAACACAUCCAAUCCAAAAAAUAAGGUUGGUUUGCUGGACCUUGAGCUCAACCAGCUGACCAAAGCGCUGUUUUUGGCGUUGGUUGCCCUCUCGGUUGUCAUGGUGACCUUGCAGGGAUUCUCAGGUCCCUGGUACCGCAGUCUCUUCCGCUUUCUCCUGCUCUUCUCCUACAUCAUUCCCAUAAGUUUGCGUGUGAACCUGGACAUGGGCAAAGCCGCCUACGGGUGGAUGAUUAUGAAAGAUGAGAAUAUUCCCGGCACAGUGGUCCGGACCAGCACCAUCCCGGAGGAGCUGGGGCGCCUGGUGUACCUGCUGACCGACAAGACAGGAACCCUCACCCGGAACGAGAUGGUAUUUAAGCGGCUGCAUCUGGGCACCGUGUCUUACGGGACGGACACGAUGGAUGAGAUCCAGAACCAGCUCAUGAAUUCCUACUCACAGACGCAGUCUCAGGCCAGUGGAAACAACGCCAGUUCAACACUCCCAAGAAAAGCCCAGUCCUCAGCGCCCAAGGUCAGGAAAAGCGUGAGCAGCCGGGUCAACGAGGCCGUGAAGGCUGUCGCCCUGUGUCACAACGUGACCCCCGUGUACGAGGCCCGCGGCGCGGCCGGGGAGACCGAGUUCGCCGAGGCCGACCAGGAUUUCAGCGACGACAACCGCACCUACCAGGCCUCCAGCCCCGAUGAGGUGGCCCUGGUGCAGUGGACGGAGAGCGUCGGCCUCACUCUGGUCAACAGAGACCUCACGUCCAUGCAGCUGAGGACCCCCAGCGGCCAGAUCCUGACCUACUGCAUCCUGCAGACCUUCCCCUUCACGUCGGAGAGCAAGCGGAUGGGGGUCAUCGUCAGGGACGAGUCCACGGCAGAGAUCACAUUCUAUAUGAAAGGUGCCGACGUUGCCAUGUCCACCGUCGUCCAGUAUAAUGACUGGCUGGAGGAGGAGUGCGGCAACAUGGCCCGCGAAGGCCUGCGCACCCUCGUGGUGGCCAAGAGGGCGCUGACGGACGAGCAGUACCAGGACUUCGAGAACCGCUACAACCAGGCCAAGCUGAGCAUCCACGACAGGACGCUCAAGGUGGCCGCCGUGGUGGAGAGCCUGGAGCGGGAGAUGGAGCUGCUGUGCCUGACGGGGGUGGAGGACCAGCUGCAGACGGACGUGCGGCCCACCCUGGAGAUGCUGCGCAACGCGGGCCUCAAGAUAUGGAUGCUGACGGGCGAUAAACUGGAGACGGCCACGUGCAUCGCCAAGAGUUCUCACCUGGUGUCUCGAACACAGGACACGCACGUUUUCAGGCCGGUAACCAGUCGGGGAGAAGCCCAUUUGGAACUGAAUGCCUUUCGAAGGAAGCAUGACUGUGCACUGGUCAUAUCCGGGGACUCCUUGGAGGUCUGCCUGAAGUACUACGAGCACGAGUUCGUGGAGCUGGCCUGCCAGUGCCCGGCCGUGGUCUGCUGCCGCUGCGGGCCCACGCAGAAGGCCCACAUCGUCAAGCUGCUACAGCAGCACACGGGCAGACGCACGUGCGCCAUCGGUGACGGAGGGAACGACGUGAGCAUGAUCCAGGCAGCGGACUGCGGGAUCGGGAUCGAGGGGAAGGAGGGCCGGCAGGCCUCGCUGGCGGCCGACUUCUCCGUCUCGCAGUUCAAGCACAUCGGCCGCCUGCUCGUGGUGCACGGGCGCAGCAGCUACAAGCGGUCGGCGGCACUCAGCCAAUUUGUCAUGCACCGCGGCCUCAUCAUCUCCACGAUGCAGGCCGUGUUUUCCUCCGUCUUCUACUUCGCGUCCGUCCCUCUGUACCAGGGAUUUCUCAUGGUGGGGGCGCCCGCCCGGCAGCUGGGAAGCCCGUCCGCAGAGCGGCGGCCCGGGGCCCGUGGCGAAGGCUGUGCUCGUUGCGCUGCCAGGGCUACAAAGCGGGAGGCCUGUGUCAGACAAGAGUAGACCGGAGUUUCCUCCCCUCACCCUUCGUGACCGCGCCAGCAGGACACGGGUCUCCCGGCCUCAGCGUCUUCCCAGGUCGGCGGAGGACAAGCCAGCGGGUUAUCGCACCCCGUGGAGCCCGGUUCAAGGGCACGGUUACAUGCGUGUCGCCUGGCGGCUCCCCGAACCCCGAGAAUCCCGGGGAUUUCAGCGAGAGGCAUCGGGGGCAUCAGGGGCGCAACGUGGGCUGAUUUCAGGGUGAAGCUGUGCGGGCGAGGUCCCGUCGCGAGUGACGGGGCCCCCUCAGCCUCCCGUCCUAUGUCCUGGCCUCCUCCCCCCGGGCCAAGGGCGUCCGCUGCCUCCGCACACCCGUGUCUCCAGAGUGGACGUCAGAGCGAACUGGGGACCUGGUGGGACCAGCUCUGGGGGUGUCUGGGGGCGCAGGGCAGGCGGGAGGGGCGGCGGGAGGCUGGCGAGGGGUGGGCCGAGCCUGGGGUGUGGGCGCAGGAGAGCUUUCCAGGAAGAGGGAGCCCUGGGGCGGGUGCUUGUGCCCCGAAGAGGACGCUGAGCUCGGCAGCGGGGGGCCGGGGCAGUGGCGGGGGUGUGAGGUGAAGGUGCCGCUCUCCUGCCACGUGGACGCAUCCCUGAACGCCCGGCUUGCCGCCCAGGAGCCGCAGGGGCUGGAUCCCGGUCCCCCUCGCCCCGGGUCUCCAUCGUUUCUCCCCUCCUCCCCUGGCUCCUGUGUGGCUUGAGCUGUUGAACAGUUUAGGUUCUUGUGGAAAUUAGAGCCUAUCCUUCCCCAUGGAACUCAUGCGGACCCUGCCCAGGUCCCUGGAGGCCGAGGGGAAGCACUGCCCCUCCCCCGUCCCCAGGCCCAGGUCAGGAUAAAGGCUUCACUGCGACUGGCUGUGGGGCUGGGCCUUGCGCCUGUUCAGGCAGCCUGCCCUUAAUCGCAGCAGGAGUUCCUAGAGUCCUUCAAAGAGAGGGAAAAGCCUAAAGGUACAGAAAGCUACAAAUUUUUUUACAUCUUCCCGUUGCUUGCUUAAGCCUUUGCAAUAAUUAUCACAUUAAUUCCUCUGAACAGCACAGAAUUUGCAGUAAUGCUGGUUAUGCCUUGAGUUCGUCCGGUGCAUUUCUUCCUUGGAUGCCAAAGAAAAAGCAUAACCAUUCUCACUUUCCAUUUUUCUAAGUAUGGAUUUGAAAGUUUAAAAGGAAAUUUUAAGGGGCAGAGGUGAUUACUCCUUAGAUAAGAACUGCCUGAGUUCAUGGAAUUACAACCCUAGGCCUGAUUUCGUUUCCCGUGUGCAGCCUGAGCCCUGUCAGCAUAAGCACGCAUUAUUUUUAAAGCUCCUAUUUAUUAUCAGACUUCACUGAAAGUUUUAUUUAAAGUUUCUCUGCAUGUCCAUCACUUAAACGAGGCGCCUGUAAUUCUCUGAAGCAUUAGUUCCUUGGAUUUGGCAGGAAUGGAGGGAGAUGCUUCUAAGUUAAGCUUCUUCAAAAAUAAAUAAUAAAAUAGUUUUGCCCUCACCUAGAAAACAAAUAUAAAGAACUGGGCGGGAAGCAAUGUGGUGUUUUUAUCAAAUAAAAUCUAACCAGACCAAACUACUGACCUUCCAUGAUGGAAUAACUGGCUCUAGAAACUACAGGACAGUUGAUAGAAUUCCGUUCCACCUAUGUACGGUUUUUAUCCGAGUUCAUUUCAUUAGCUUUCUAGGGAUUGGUGACCCAGGUGAGGCCCACCCGCACUGCUGGUUACUUCACGGAAGGAAGCUCGUGCCGAGGCCGCCCCGGUUCCCCCUGGAGCCCACCAGGCGGCACCUGGCCCACUCCCCUCACUUAGCCUUCGGUUGCGUCUGCCCACAUACCUGAGGUCCUGGGAGGGGCUGUGCCCUACCUCCACACGCCUCCCUCGGCAGGUCCUCUGGGGAAGCACCGUGCAUCCUGGCCCCACUUAGCGUUCACGGGCGUCAGCACAUCCAGGGUUCUGUGAGACCCGCUCCACAUGGUCGAGCCAAACCCCUCCUGUGCCCGACAGCUGCCGAUGUCCCGUGUUCAGGCAGCAUCCUUGGAGACACGCAGGUCUGCUCUAGCUGAGGUGUCCCUCUCGUGAUGGCCACAGCUCCCAGAAGGCACCCCCGGGCCAUCACAGGUAUGCAUCCUCGCAGGGGAUUUCAGUGGGGAGCCUGAGGAUGCACGUGGGAAAACUACCAGAUGCCGUCUUCACAGGGUGCCAGGAGGGCACGUGACAUCUGAGGAAGAGUCCUGAGCUGCAAGCAGGAGCCUGGGCGAGUGAUUGAGGAGGUGGGCUCGCAGCCCGUCACCGAGGGGCACCACGGAGCGACAGGAAAUGCCCUGUCCUCCCAGCCCACGCGACUGGAAGACAGGGUGAGGUACAGGGAAAAGCUGUUUUCGGACUGUGGACACCAGGCAGCAGGCACUGAGGCCGGAGACAAGGGAAGCUGGCAGAAUUCACAGCUGGAAAUCCCUGGAACCUUGGGGGUAAAGAUUCCUUAGGCACAAAAUGCGUGAACUGUCACAGGAGAAAUUGACAAGAUGGACUUCAUCAAAAUUAAGUCUUCGCUCCUCUAAAGACAAUAUUAAUCAAAUGAAAAGGCAGGCUGGGAACCAGUCUUUUCAGUACCUAUAUCUGAUAAGAGCUCUGUACCCAGAAUGUUCCAUGAUCUCCAAACAACUCAAUCUUUUAAGAAAAGGCUAAAGAUUUGAACGUACAUCACAAAAGAAGAUGUAAGAAUAGCCAGUAAGCACACGAAAAUAUAUUAACAUCAUUAGUUACAGGAAAUGGAAAUUUUAACCCCACCUAGAGGCCAAGUUAAGACAGACCGCGCCAAGUGUCAGCAGGAAGCUGGGGCUCCCGGGACUUACAGCUCCUGGCCGGAGUGCACAAUGGUGAAACGAGCCCGGAAGACAAGUUGGUCGGUUUUUCAUACGAUUAAGCAUAUGGCCCAGCAACCCUCCCCUCCGAAGCCUGCUCCUCCUUUAUU